This is a messenger RNA of Salmo salar (Atlantic salmon), 2991 nucleotides long. Its product is annotated as rano class II histocompatibility antigen, A beta chain. Gene Ontology annotation, cellular component: MHC class II protein complex; membrane. Gene Ontology annotation, biological process: antigen processing and presentation; immune response. Lineage: Eukaryota; Metazoa; Chordata; Actinopteri; Salmoniformes; Salmonidae. The record is from RefSeq and is a predicted model, not a curated record.
CUGUCCUUUCAUCAUUCUAUAAUUAUGAUGGCUUGCUUGCAGUCAUAUUUGUUGUUUGUGGUUAUGUUUUCAUUCUUCUGUCCAACUGAUGGACACUUUACCACCACCCUCGACCUUUGUUAUUACAGAGGGGAAGAUCCACACGAUGUGGAGUACAUCUGGAGAGCUAUUUCAGACAUGGUGAAGGUUAUGGAAUACAACAGCACUCUCAAUAGAUUUACUGGUUACACACCCAUUGGGAUACAUAAGGCUGAGCAAUUUAACGCAGAUCCCGUGGUCCUGGCAUCGUUUCAAACUCCACUUUAUUUCUUCUGCAAAUAUUAUGGUGCCCUCGCCUACAAAGCUGGAUUGAACAGCAAUGUUGAGCCCUCCGUUCAUCUGAGGUCCAUGACGCCCCACAGUGACAGACACCCCUCCAUGCUGACUUGCAGCGCCUACAAGUUCUACCCCAAACAGAUCAGGGUGACCUGGUUGAGGAAUGGACAGGAAGUGACCUCAAACAUGACUUCCUCUGAGGAGCUAGCCAAUGGCGACUGGCACCACCAGAUCCACUCCUACCUGGAGUACACUCCCACACCUGGAGAGAAGAUCUCCUGCAUGGUGGAGCAUGCCAGCUUCACUGAACCAAAGAUCCUCCACUGGGACAUGUCUCUGCCAGAGUCUGGGAGAAAUAAGAUAGCCAUCGGGGCGUCUGGGCUGGUGCUGGGGGUGGUCUUUGCUGCAGCUGGUCUCCUCUACUACAACAGGAGGAAGACCACUGGUGGUGGUGGGAGGGAAUUGGUGCCAACAAGUCACCCAUCCCAGUGAUCUCUCAGUGACUACAUUACAGUUCUGCAUAGUGUAAAUAUGAGUCCCAAAUGGCACCCUAUUCCCUAUAUGGACCCCGGUCCUGGUCAAAAUAAGUGUACCCUAUAGGGAAUAGGGUUCCAUUUAGGAUGCUGACUAAUUGUUAUUAUGUCUCUGACUGCAGGUUUGAUGAUGGUGUCUAUAUGUUAUAAAUGUGUAAGGAGUGCCUGCUGCUUUUCUAAAGACUAUCAAGAGUUUAUAUUAUUGUUACAGUAACACUUUAAAGCAAGUUCCUACAUAUAUACUAUAGGAUACAAGAUAUAUUUUUCUGAAGUAGUUUGUUUCUCACAAAUUGUCUUGAAUUGUUUUGAACAAACCUAGUAGUUGGAACCACUUUUUAUGUUCUUGAACGACCUUAAUGUACAACUGUGUAAACUAGCCUUCAAUGCUACCGUACCUGUAGACUUCCUGUCAUUGCGCUAACGCUAGUUAGCAUUGGCUCGUGAAACUAGCGCUAACUUCCUUCAUACUGCACGCAGAGAAGUAAAAAUGAUAUUGUAAAUGCCAGAAUCUCGCAGUAUCCCUUUAACCCUGGAAUCCGUCAUUGUGAAACUGCCUCAUCCUUUUGUGAUAUUACAACAACAAUGAACACAGUUGUUUCUCCUUGGACACCGUUGUACAUCAUUGUACAUACAAUAUAACAGCAGAGUCUGUACUGCAAAAAUGUUGUUGUUGAUGCUCCUCAACAAAAACAAUAACAAAAACAAUAACAAUAACAUGAACAAUAACAUUAACAAAUGUGCUGGGUUGAACAGUGACGCUGUUUCCUCUGGUGCGGAGUUCAGCUUUAAGAAUGUUGUGUUUGCUAUUACUGUAAACAUGCUUUACUUAGCAUUCUGAUAUUAUGCUAGCCUCCGCUGUAGUUUGCUGAACAUUGAAGUUUCAUAUUGGUAUGUGUGUGUGUAUAAUGUGUGUGUGUAGGCUACAGAUGUAGGAUCGUAAUUUGAUCUAUAUUGUCACAGCAAAAUAAUCCUGUAGUAACAGGAUUGAAACGUUUUGUCCAUAAUAUUGCUGGAUCAGUGGUUAGGCUAUAAGCUGGACAAAAGUAGGCUACAUGAAAGUGCAAUACUGUUCAUAUAAUCUUGUGUUUUAGGGUGGGGCUUUCAGUGAACUUAUGUACAUCACAAAGCUCAUCUGCAUUUCCUGUGGUGCAGGUAAAUUCUCAGCAACAAAAGAGUGAUCAAUUUAAGAUCCUACAUCUGUGUAUGUGUGUUUCUGUGUAUCACUGAGGCUUUUUACAUUGCUGUUACAGUACCAACUAAAUCCUUUAUUGCAGCAACACUCUGGAUGCGUCGCAAAUGACACCCUAUACCCUAUGGAGUGCAUUAGUUUUGACCAGAGCCAUAUGUGCCCUGGUCUAAAGUAGUGCACUACAUAGGGAAUAGGGUGCCAUUUGUAACCAUUUGGAGAGCACCCUCUGUAUAGGAUGGAUGCCUUUUGGUCAAAAUGACACAAUUCCGUUUCACUUGUUUUUUCCUUCAAACUUGAGCUAUCUGACCUUACACCCAGUGGUGUAAAGUUCUUAAGUAAAAAUACUUUAAAGUACUACUUAAGUAGGUUUUUGGGGUAUCUGUACUUUACUAUUUAUAUUUUUGACUAGUUUUACUUUACUAUAUUCCUAAAGAACAUAAUGUACUUUCUACUCCAUACAUUUUACCUGACAACCAAAAAUAUUCGUUACAUUUUGAAUGCUUAGCAGGAUAGGAAAAUGGAUCAAUUCACACACCUAUCAAGAGAACAUCCCUGGUCAUCUCACUGCUUCUGAUCUGGCGGACUCACUAAACACACAUGAUUCCUUUGUAAACGAUGACUGAGUUUACAAAAAAAUGGUGCCGCCUGUUUUGCUUAAUAUAAGGAGUUUGAAAUUAUUGAUACUUUUACUUUUGAUACUUAAGAAUAUUUUAUCAAUUACAUUUUCUUUUGAUACUGAAGUAUAUUUAAAACCAAGUACUUUUAGACUUUUACUCAAUUAGUAUUUUACUGGGUGACUUUCACUUUUACUUGAAUCAUUUUCUAUUAAGAUAUUUCAACUUUUACUCAAAUAUGACAAUUAAGUACUUUUCCCACCACUGCUUAUACAUAUAACUUUUGUAAUACUUGGGAGUUUUGGGUUUACUAAUAAAGCUUAAAAAUGAAGUUUUGAAA